UGCCGCCGUCGACAGAAACGUGGAGGGCAUAACUUUUUGGAAUCCAGCCUAGGGCUCCCUCUUUGACGCUUUGCUCGCUCCCGGCUAGCGCUCUCUCUUGCUCUUUCCCUGAGGAAAGGCCGAUACUUAAGAGAGUUGACUUCUCCUGGGGAAUUCAGAGUGCGUAAAGCUGUCGUAAUCUCACUCAUGAUGUACAGCUUCAUGGGAGGGGGGCUGUUCUGCGCCAUCGUGGGCAACAUCCUGCUGGUGGUGUCCACAGCCACGGACUACUGGAUGCAGUACCGCCUGUCCGGCAGCUUCGCCCACCAGGGCCUGUGGAGGUACUGCAUGUCCGGCAAGUGCUACAUGCAGAUCGACAGCAUCGGUACGUCUGGACCCGUCCUGAACCGGACCCACGGGAAAUCUGUCCUGUUACAAGACAAAGAGUCUGUCUGUUUACAUCGCGGCAUGCUAAAGUUGAUUAGCACUGAGCUCAAACCUUCUGUUUUCGCCUCCUCAGCCUACUGGAACGCCACGCGUGCGUUCAUGAUCCUCUCUGCCAUGUCGUGCUUCGCUGGCAUCAUCGCAGGAAUCCUCUCCUUCGCCCACUUCUCCGCCUUCGAGAGGUUCAACCGUUCGUUUGCUGCCGGGAUCAUGUUCUUUGUCUCAACCCUCUUUGUUCUGCUUGCGAUGGCCAUUUACACCGGGGUGACUGUGAACUUCCUGGGCAAGCGCUUCGGCGACUGGCGCUUCUCGUGGUCCUACAUACUGGGCUGGGUGGCGCUGCUCAUGACCUUCUUUGCCGGUAUAUUCUACAUGUGCGCCUACAGAAUGCAUGAGUGCAGAAGAGUGGCCGGCCCACGUUAAAGUGAACAGGAAGUAAAAUGUAGAGGUUGCAAAUGAUUCAAAAAUAAAGGACCUAUAAAAUAAGAACGA
Messenger RNA from Betta splendens (Siamese fighting fish), 915 nucleotides. It is a transcript of the gene lim2.5, whose product is annotated as lens intrinsic membrane protein 2.5. The record is from RefSeq and is a predicted model, not a curated record. Gene Ontology annotation, molecular function: structural constituent of eye lens. The coding region runs from base 187 to 846 and encodes 219 amino acids. Lineage: Eukaryota; Metazoa; Chordata; Actinopteri; Anabantiformes; Osphronemidae. Gene Ontology annotation, cellular component: plasma membrane. The transcript has 4 exons.